GGAGAAGCUGGUGAGCUAGUUUGCGAGUCAUGGAAGAACCUGGAGCAGAACAAGUCCAGCCCACCACCAAGUCCUGCUCUGUCAGCUCAGGUGCGCUGGCUGAAGAGGCAUGUCCACAAUCCGUCUGUGGCCCUCAGAUUUGUGUAGACAAGUCUAAACCUGCUGAAGGAGACGCAUGUCAAGAUGAAGCUCCAGCAGAAACAGAACCUCAGAAUUCAGACCAGAAAGAACCAGAAGCUCAGAGUGAAGAGAAUGGAUCUACAGAAGAGGUCAAGGAGGAGGAACCCCUAGGUCCGGAUGAUGUGGUGUGUGACUCCUGCAUUGAGAGCCCUUGUAGGGCCAUCAAGUCCUGCCUCACCUGCCUGGUGUCGUACUGUGAGCCCCACCUGAGGCCUCACCUGGAAAACCCAAAGUUCCACAGCCAUCGCUUGGUGGAUCCACUGAGGGACAUCGAGAGACGCACUUGUGAGACCCACAAAUGGCCCCUGGAGCUUUUCUGCAGUGCGGACUCCUGCUGCAUCUGCCAGGACUGUGUGACCGAGGAGCACCGAGGCCACAAGACCGUCCCAGUGGAGGAGGCACGGCGCCAGAUCGAGAGGGAGCUGAAAAACAAACAAGGUGAGAUGGUGAAGACGGUGACAGCGGCAGAGAACGCCAUCAGCAAACUGCAACUCAACACAGUUUCCAUUGAGAACUCAGCCACGGAGGUGCGUGCUGUGAUCGACAACCAGUUUGAGGCCCUGGAGGCAGCGAUGCAGAAGGCCAAGCGUGAGGUGAACGAGAUCUUAGAGGGCGAGGAGAAGCAGGCCCUGAAGCAAGCUGAGGGUAUCCGGGUCCACCUGGAGCAGCGGUGUGCUGAGCUGAAGAAGACCCAGAGUCAAGUGGAGAAGCUGUCCAAAAACAAGAACGAUGUGGACUUUCUUCAGGAAUAUUCCGAGUGGAAGAAAGAGGCCACUGACAUCACCCUGCCAGGGGUCUACAUCGGACUGAUGGACCGUCUCAACUCCUUCAGCAAGAUAAUUGUGGACGCCACGCAGGAACUCUGCCGCCAGCUUGACUCUUCUUACACCGGGAGGAUCAAAGACAUGUGCAACUCUGACAAAAUGGGAAUAAAAACAACCGUCCACGCCAUUGCUGCCACCAGACAAAACUCCCAAGUACCAGACCCAGUGACUCGAGACGACUUCCUCAAGUAUUCUGCAAAUGUAAUCUUCGACGGCAACACAGUGCACAAGUUUCUCCGUCUAACUGAGGAGAACAAGAAAGUGACCAACACCACCCCCUGGCAGCACCCGUACCCGGACCUGCCCGAACGCUUUGAGAGCUGGCGCCAAGUCCUGGCCUCAGAGAGCUUCUACUUAGGACGCCACUACUUCGAGGCAGACAUCAGUGGAGAGGGCACACACGUGGGGAUCACCUACAAGAGCAUAGACCGAAAAGGCAGCGAAAGCAACAGCUGCAUCACCGGGAACAACUUUUCUUGGUGCCUCCAAUGGAACGGUCGGACUUUCUCUGCCUGGCACAGUGACGUGGAGACGCCGCUCAGUGUACACAAGUUCACGCGCAUCGGUGUCUAUGUAGACUACACACAAGGCCUUCUGAAGUUCUAUGGGGUUGAUGACACCAUGACCCUGAUCCACCAGUACCAGGCAGAGUUCUUAGAGCCUCUCUACCCGGCUUUCUGGUUGUCCAAGAAGGAGAAUGUUGUUGCCUUGGUGACACCAGGGGAGCCACUUCCUAUCAAAAGCCCCUCACCACCUACCUCACCUGCAAACGGGGGCAUUGCCCCAAAAACAGCUGGAUGAUGAACAUGAAAUUGAAUUGGAUCAACUGACGUUGAUCUCAAAUAAAGGACCACCUCAAAACAUUUUUUGUAGUUGAGCAUUUAUUGUAAAUGUGGCUUGAAGCUUUUUUCCUCAUGCGAGCCAAUUAAUAUAUCAAGUUCAGAUGGUACGUUUGUUUAUUAGUGGGUACUGAAGUGUUAAAAGUAAAAAAAAAUCCAGAUCUUACACAGAAUAAAUAGAAUUACUAAUAAAUAAAAAUAUAUUUAACAUAUGUUUAGAAAACUAAUUUUUAAAAAAACUUUUUGUGAACUUUCUUACAUUGCCCUUGAUAAUUAAAUAAUAAUAACAAUACUACUACAGGUACUACUAAUAAUAAUAACAGUGUUUUAGUUAAAUUUUGCAACAGAUUCCAUGUUGAAGCAGGGCAAAUGGGCCUACUUCAUUUCUGUAUUGAGUUUGCUGUCAGAUUAACUUCUGUUACACUGUGAAUUUAUUCGUCAAUAAAAUGUUUGGGAGA
Messenger RNA from Synchiropus splendidus (mandarinfish), 2301 nucleotides. RefSeq names its product tripartite motif containing 16 (gene trim16). Bases 30 to 1805 code for a protein of 591 amino acids. NCBI's taxonomy places the organism in Eukaryota, Metazoa, Chordata, Actinopteri, Syngnathiformes, Callionymidae. The transcript is spliced from 6 exons. The record is from RefSeq and is a predicted model, not a curated record. Gene Ontology annotation, molecular function: zinc ion binding; protein binding.